ACAUCUUUCCCCGCCAUGGAUAACACAGGCUCGGAGCUUUCGUGUCGUUAGCUGAAGGAAUCAAUCAAAGCUCAAGAAUUUUUUGUUGUAGCUUCACGGAAUCGUAUUUAUUUGAGUACCCAAGUCAGAGUAUUUUGUGUUUAGAAAUGGCGAUUAGUUCAAGUCGCCAUUUUUGCCCAACAACUGUAACGACGACUACUGUCGAUUCGUUGAGCUCCUUCUGUAAGUUCCAUGGAAGCAGUUCAUCGAUUUCACUCAGGUCUUAUAACGGUGCUAUAUCGAGGAGAUUUGAUUUCUUUUAUAUGAAAAAGGUUAAACGAUUAUCGUGUGAAGGUAGUAGUAGUAGUAGUAGGAAUGAGAAUUGGAACAGAACACAGAAGCAGAGUCAAUUUAGACCUUCAAAGGUACUGUUGAAUCGUAGAAAAGGAGAGAGAUUUUCGGAUUUAGGUCUUAUGAGGGGUGAGAAUAGUAGUCGAAGUAGUGAUGUUGGUGGUGAGAGUAGUAGUAGUACAAUGGAGAAGAUUGUGGAGAGAUUGAAAGAGUAUGGAUUUGUAGAUGAUGAUCAGUUUCAGGAUAAGGAAGUUGAACAAGAGAGAAGGAUUGAGAAAAGUUCAGUGGAGGAUGGGUUCUAUGUUGAAGAAAGAGGUGGAUUCUCGGAGGAAUCACCAUUUAGUGUAUAUAGGGGCAAUGAUGAAGUUAGGUUUCCGUGGGAGAAGGUGAGUUCUAAGGAGGAGAAGGAGUUGGUAAAUGGAGAGUGGACAGCUAAGAAGGAGAGUAGAUACUCGUUGGCGGAGAUGGCACUUUCGGAAUCAGAGCUGAACCGAUUGAGGAAUGUGAUGUUUCGAACAAAGAAUAAGAUGAGGGUUACGGGUGGAGGUGUUACUCAGGCUGUGGUAAAUGCAAUUAAGGAGAAGUGGAAGAGCUCAGAGAUUGUGAGACUCAAGAUUGAAGGAUCAAGUGCACUUAAUAUGAGAAGGAUGCAUGAGAUAUUAGAGAGAAAAACUGGUGGUUUGGUGAUUUGGAGGUCAGGGACUUCCAUCGCCUUGUACAACUACAAAGGUGGCAGCAACAAGUAUGUAUCAGGGAACAUGAAUAAGCAAAUAUACAGAAGAACAGAGACAUCACCAUCUUCUUUGCCUACAAGUACAAGUUCAGUUGAUCAUAGUGUUCAACAAGUGCAUCUUCCUCAGCAGCCAGAGAAGGAGACAGCCAUUGUGGGAAAUAAUGACAGAACGUCCCAACAGGAAGUAGAGUAUGAAGAUGAAAUAAAUGAACUGUUAGAGGGUCUUGGUCCUAGGUAUACAGACUGGCAGGGAGGUUACCCAUUACCUGUUGAUGCUGAUCUGCUUCCAGGGAUUGUUCCUGGUUACGAACCCCCUUUCAGAGCACUUCCUUAUGGGGUGAGAUCAACUUUAGGAACAAAGGAGGCAACCACAUUAAGAAGACUUGCUACAGUUCUUCCUCCACAUUUUGCUUUAGGUCGAAGUAGACAACUGCAAGGGUUGGCAACAGCCAUGGUAAAGUUAUGGCAAAAGAGUUUGAUAGCCAAGGUUGCCCUCAAACGUGGUGUACAACUGACUACCAGUGAGAGAAUGGCUGAGGACAUCAAGAGAUUGACGGGAGGUAUGCUGCUCUCUCGAAACAAAGACUUCUUGGUCUUCUACAGAGGAAAGAGUUUUUUGUCACUAGAAGUAGCUGAAGCGUUAAUGGAGAAGGAGAGGCUUGCGACUUUGCAAGACGAAGAGGAACAAGCACGUCUAAGAGCAUCAUCGGCUCUGGUUGUCCCAAGUAUUAAAGCUAAGCAAAACCUUUCUAGGACUUUGCUAGACAAAGAUGAGCAGGCAGGCCUAAGAGCAUCAUCGGCUCUGGUUGUCCCCAGUACUAAAGCUAAUCAAAACCUUCUUUCUGCCGGCACUCUUGGAGAAACGCUUGAUGCAACUGGUAAAUGGGGGAAGAAUCUGGAUAACGAUGAGCAGGUGGAGGAAAUGAAACAGGAGGUUGAGAAAGUGAGAUCUGCAAAACUUGUCAGGAAGUUGGAAAGGAAACUUGCUUUUGCUGAGAAAAAGUUGCUGAAAGCUGAACGGGCUUUAGCUAAGGUGGAGGAAUCUUUGAAGCCAGCAGAGCAAAGAACAGACCUUGAGGGCAUAACUGCAGAAGAGAGGUUUAUGUUCCAAAAGCUCGGAUUGAGGAUGAAAGCUUUCUUACUUCUUGGUCGAAGAGGGGUGUUUGAUGGGACUGUAGAGAACAUGCACUUGCACUGGAAAUAUCGUGAGCUGAUCAAGAUUCUUGUAAAGGCUAAAACUUUUGAGGGUGCGAAGAAAGUGGCAAUGGCCCUUGAAGCCGAGAGUGGAGGUAUCCUGGUUUCUGUUGACAAGAUUUCGAAAGGCUAUGCCAUAAUCGUGUAUAGAGGAAAAGACUAUAAGCGUCCUUCUACAAUGAGGCCUAAAAAUCUCUUGACAAAGAGGAAAGCUUUGGCACGUUCUCUUGAGCUCCAAAAACGCGAGGCUCUUAUUAAACACAUUGAGGCGGUACAGGCGAGGUCAGAGCAGCUGAGAGCGGAAAUUGAACAAGUGGAACUUGUAAAAGACAAGGGAGAUGAAGCAUUAUACAACAAGCUUGACAUGGCUUAUUCUUCUGACGAGGAGACCGAAGAAACAGAUGGAGAGGAAGAUGACAUGUAUUUAGAUACAUACAAAGACGAGGGAGAAGAUGGUGAAGAAGAUGAGAUCCAGGCCAAGGGUUCACUAUCUGAAACAGAUGUUGGAUUUGAUUCAGAUGAUGAAUAUUGGGAUUCAGAUGAAUCAGACAAAGAGUUUGGUGAUGAUUUGGCAUCCUCCACAACACCAGAAAUAACUUUUGUAGAUCUGCAGGAUGAGGAACGUCACGUGCAACCAUAAGCGGUAAUAAAGAAUGGACUGUGCAGUGAAUUGAUGCGGGAGAUAAUUUUUGACAUCUUGCUUGAUGCUGAUCACUCAAUAAGAGAUACUAAGUGCAUCAUGACAUGCAAAGAUUUUAAGCUUUUGGAAGCUAUGUAGAUUCAUAUAGUUUAUAAAAUACAUAUCUCACUCUCCUCUGUAACAGAUAGAACUUAAAUAAUUUAGACUCCCCAAGCUUAAA
Messenger RNA from Capsella rubella, 3117 nucleotides. RefSeq names its product CRM-domain containing factor CFM3B, chloroplastic. The transcript has 9 exons. Bases 147 to 2897 code for a protein of 916 amino acids. NCBI's taxonomy places the organism in Eukaryota, Viridiplantae, Streptophyta, Magnoliopsida, Brassicales, Brassicaceae. Gene Ontology annotation, molecular function: mRNA binding. Gene Ontology annotation, biological process: RNA splicing, via transesterification reactions. The record is from RefSeq and is a predicted model, not a curated record.